Messenger RNA from Scleropages formosus (Asian bonytongue), 6272 nucleotides. RefSeq names its product ring finger protein 123 (gene rnf123). The transcript has 39 exons. The record is from RefSeq and is a predicted model, not a curated record. Lineage: Eukaryota; Metazoa; Chordata; Actinopteri; Osteoglossiformes; Osteoglossidae. The coding region runs from base 188 to 4105 and encodes 1305 amino acids. Gene Ontology annotation, cellular component: cytoplasm. Gene Ontology annotation, molecular function: protein binding; ubiquitin-protein transferase activity.
UACACUCAAUCGUUCAACCGGAGGGACUGUUGUUGUCAAAAUUUAAAGGGAGUCCGCCGUCUCUUCUCAAUCUCUUCGUGUCUUGAGGCUGCAGUGAAGGAAAUAAAUUUAUGAGCGGAAUUCCCUGGUAGAAAGCGACCGAAAGAGGAUCUGAAGGACACUAAAGUGCCCAUCACGGAGAGGCAGUAUGAGCUCCAAGGGGGGCGGCACUGCCCUGUCCCGUCGCAACUACCGACUGGCUGUGGACACCGAUAAGCCAAAGGUGACAGGCAUUGUCAAUGAGAAGCUGCUGAGUGAUUAUCUGCACGUCGUCUUCCCUCCCUCCAGCAAGCAGAGCCUGUCUUCAGCAUCCUUUCGGAAAACCCUUACCUUCCAGGACCUUGCGGCCCACCUUGAAAGACUUCUGUCUGAGGGGGAGCCUGCGGAGGACGGCAGAGACCCAGCUGCAGAGGGGCGGCUCGGCCCUUCCACUGUUGUGCUUGAUCACACCACGGGCUUUGAGGGGCUCCUCUUUGUGGAUGACGAUCUCCUUGGAGUCAUUGGCCACAGUAACUUCAGCUCCAUCAGAGCCACCACAUGUGUUUUCAAAGGAAAAUGGAUCUAUGAGGUCCUCAUCUCCUCCCAAGGGCUGAUGCAGAUCGGAUGGUGCACGCUGGACUGCCGCUUCAACCAGGAGGAGGGUGUGGGAGACACACCGGACUCGUACGCCUAUGACGGAAACAGGGUUCGCAAAUGGAAUGUCACAACCACCAACUAUGGCAAGUCCUGGGCUGCAGGGGACAUUGUAAGCUGUUUGAUAGACUUGGAUGAAGGGACCAUUACGUUUUACCUGAAUGGGCAGUCCCUGGGCAUUGCCUUCAGUAACAUCAAGAUGGGUCCGGGCAUAGCCUACUUCCCCGCCAUUAGUCUCUCCUUCAAAGAGUCUGUGGCGUUCAACUUUGGCAGCCGUCCGCUCCGAUAUCCUGUGGAAGGCUAUUCACCCCUGCAGGACCCCCCAACUGCAGACCUUCUGAAGGCCAACAGGCUGCUGGGCUACAUCAAGAACGUUUUAUCCACCACAAUAGACACACAGGAGGGCAAGCUGGUGGAGAAGGACAUUGGUGAAUGGCAGCUACAGGGAGACCCUACAGUUCUCGUCACCCUGGCCCACAUCUUCAACUACUUUGCGCCCCUUAUGUGUAAGGUCUACCUGGUGGAGGAUGUUCUCAUGAACUUCUUGCUAAGCAUCUUGGAGGGUGGUGGCUCAGUGGAAGAGCAUCCCCUCAUCCAGCAGCUUCUGGACCUCUUCUGGCUUCUCAUGGAGGACUACGAGGUGAACGAAUGCCUUAAACAGCUGAUGAUGUCGCUCCUAAGAGCCUACAGAUUCUCCCCCAUCAUCCCAGACCUGGGUUUCCAGAUUCAUUACUUGCGCUUGACGACAGCGAUUCUCCGCCACGAGAAGUCCAGGAAAUAUCUCCUCAGCAACGUAUUAUUUGAUGUGCUGCGCUCCGUUGUGUUUUUCUACAUCAAGACCCCUCUGCGGGUAAAGGAGGCAGGCCUGGAGGAACUCAUUCCCACCACGUGGUGGCCCACACGUUUCGACAAGGAGGGGAAAGACGAGCGGGAUCCACGGGAGGAGAGCGCAGAGGAGCGGCUCAGGCGGAGGGCCUACGAGCGCGGCUGCCAGAGGCUCAAGAAGAGGAUCGAAGUGGUGGAGGAGCUGCAGAUUCAGAUACUGAGACUGAUGCUGAACAGCAAGGACAAAGGAACGGGGGAAGCCUCAAGGUAUAUUUUCCUGAACAAGUUCCGCAAGUUCCUUCAGGAGAAUGCCAGUAAUAGAGGGAACCCGACGGUGCUGUGUCCACCGGAAUACAUGGUCUGUUUCCUGCACCGCCUCAUUGCUGCUGUCAGGAGCUACUGGGACGAAGGAAAGCGGAAGAUCCCAGGGACGGUCCCUAGCGAAGAGGCCUAUGUUCCUCCACAGCUCUUCUACAACGGCAAGGUGGACUACUUUGACCUGCAGCGUUUAGGGGGACUGCUCUCUCACCUCAAGAAGACUCUCAAAGAUGACUUGGCCUCCAAAGCCAACAUUAUUAUUGACCCUGCUGAAAUCCAGGCCACUUCCAUGGAUGACCUAGAUGAGGAUGAGGAGAGUGGUGCAGCUCAGAGACCUUCUGGUGCCACAGCCAUGGGGGGUGCCCUGGCCCGGCCCAGCUGGCUGAGCUCCCCGACACUGGGUAGAGCUAACCGCUUUCUUAGCACAGCUGCCGUCAGCCUCAUGACCCCUCGCCGACCUCUUGUGCCACCGGAGAAGGUCAAAGUUCGCACUCUCACUGUUGAGCAGAGAACAGAAGAGGACAUUGAGGGAAGCCAUGGUAAUGAUGGACUUUUGCUGGGGCGACCACCAGAAGAGUCUGACCACACAAUUACAGAGAAGUCCCUGCUGGAGAUCCUUGAUGGCAUUGUGAUGAUGUACAACUUGAGUGUCCACCAGCAGCUGGGAAAGAUGGUUGUGGUCUCAGAUGACGUUCACGAAUAUGCAGUGGCACUGAAAGACACAGAGGAGAAGAUAGCUCGUUGCCCAAGCAAGAGACCAGACAUCUUGGAAGAGCUACAGAAGAGCCAGAAGGUCUUUGCAGAGAAACUGAACCACCUUAGUCGGCGGCUGGCCUGGAUUAAUGCCGCCAUCUACUCCAAGGAGAAGAUGCUGGAUGUGUAUUGGCUGCUGCGGGUCUGUAUCCGCACCAUUGAGCACGCUGACGCCACCGGCUCCCUGUUCGCCUUCACCCCAGAAUUCUACCUCAACGUUGCCAUGAACAGCUACAGCGCCCUCAAGAACUACUUUAGCCCCUCUAACUGUAUGGAGGAGCUUCCAGGGUAUGAGGAUACCCUUACUCAGCUUGCUGCCAUCCUGGCAAAACAUUUUGCAGACCCCCGCAUUGUGGGCACAGACAUCAAAGACUCCCUGAUGCAGGCUCUCGCCAGUUAUGUGUGUUACCCACAAUCCCUCAGGGCUGUGGAGAGAAUCCCUGAGGAGCAGCGUGUGGCCAUGAUGAGGAACCUUCUCGCCCCCUACGAACAGCGGCCCUGGGCCCAGACCAACUGGAUCUUGGUGCGGCUGUGGAGGGGCUGUGGGUUUGGCUACAGGUAUACGCGCUUGCCCCACUUGCUCAAAACCAAACCAGAGGACGCCAACCUUCCCAGCUUACAGAAGCCCUGUCCCUCGCUCCUGCUUCAGAGACACAUGGCAGAGCUCCUUGGCCAAGACAAGGACAUGGCAGCCAGCUUCCUCAACAGUGUCCUUAACCAGCUGAACUGGGCCUUCUCUGAGUUCAUUGGCAUGAUUCAGGAGAUCCAGCAGGCUGCAGAGCGUCCAGAGCGGAACUUUGUGGACACCCGGCAGCUGAAAGUGUGUGCCACAUGCUUCGACCUGUCGGUGAGCCUACUGCGUGUCUUGGAGAUGACGGUCACCCUGGUGCCUGAGAUCUUUCUGGACUGGACCCGCCCCUCUGCUGAGCUGUUACUGCGCCGUUUGGCUCAGCUCUUAAACCAGGUGCUGAAUCGUGUGACUGCAGAGAGGAACCUUUUUGAUCGUGUUGUCAAUCUGCGUCUUCCAGGGCUAGAAAGCGUAGACCACUAUCCAAUCCUGGUGGCUGUGACGGGCAUCCUGGUACGCAUUCUCGUGGAUGGCGAAAGACAAGGGGUGUCCCGGGCUGCUGCUGUCCUGCUGUCGGACCCCUGCUUCCAGCUACACUCCAUCCAGCACCUCCUUGGAGAGAGCGAGCCGGCUGUUGCUGGGGCUCCCCCAGCCCCCUCUGAGCGCAAGCACUUCUCUCUGCAUGCCUACACGGACUACAUCAGCACCGAGGAGAAGCGAAAGGUGGAGCAGAUGCUGGCCUUCCUGACCGAGGAGUCUAAGCAGGCAGCGGCCAGCGCAGCACCCACCAGCGAAGAGGACCUGUGUCCCAUCUGCUAUGCUCACCCAAUCUCCGCCGUCUUCAAGCCCUGCUCCCACAAGUCCUGCAAAGCCUGUAUCAACCAGCACCUGAUGAACAACAAAGACUGCUUCUUCUGCAAAGCCACCAUCACCGGCGUGGAGGACUACAGCAAGCCCCUUCUGUCUUAGCGUCCCUCCCAGCGCUUAGCCCAGGCUGCCAGGGUGCGGACCGAACGCCACUACACGACACAUACGCGGGCAUGCGCACGUAUGCGGAUCUAACGUGCCUGCACGCGACGCACGCGAACACACACGGAUCGCGACACCUUACGCGACCGGCCACGCUUCUCCGGUGACCCUCCGAAACUGACCUCUGCCUGCGGGGGGAGGGGGCGCUUCUACGUUAGCAGCCAUGCAGGGGGCUUAACAACCCAGGGUGUUGUCCUGUCAGAGCUGACACUCUCACCAGAUGAGUCCUUUGCCUGUAGACCAAACAAAUACUCGCGCUGCGCUCUUCAGGUCCGUGCACCGCCGAAGCCUCCGAACGCCACGCGGCGACCCUGGGGGGGGGGUACUCCGUCUGGUUUUUAUUUAUACGGGCACUGAACCUCCUGAUUUAGUGUAAAUGUCAUACGUAUUUGAACUCACCCAAGUCCCUUUCUCACCUCUCAGUGCUGUAAAGAGAGUUGGCAAAGCUGUUGGACUCCAGGUCCGCGGUUCAACCAUUUUUUGCUACGGUCUACACGCUGACAGGGCGACGGCGAAGCUUCUACCGGCCGCACACUCCUUCCUCCUCUGUUCCGGUGUUUAAGCGUUGCAGUUCUUUUAUUAUAUGACUAAAGUAUUUAAUAAUGGCGGAGCAGACGUCAUUAUCCAUUUUCGGUCCGCCUGUAUACAUUCUCACGUCUUCUAUUAAGGUUGCACGGCACGGCCUUCGCGUUCAGACUCGGAAGGUGAUCGUCAGCUCUCCGCACCGCUCAUUAAAGCCUUACGAACAGCCGCCCCUUUCAGACGACGCUCGCCGUCUCGACGCCUAUGAAAUAAAUCCCCCCCUCCGCGCUUUCCCACGCGAUGUGCUCCCCCUCCGGUUUGACGUGAUUCACUGUGAUUAUGUUUAUACUUUUGAUGAAACACAGUCGGUGUGAUCCUACGGUCAGGUGAGCUGCUUUUAAAUAGGGAUUUAUUUUUAUUUUUAUUUUACUCCUUUGCUGUUGUUAUUGCUUUUAGUGAGGUACCGCUCCUCAGCCCCCCCUCCUGGUCUGGGAGGUAAAUAUGAUUUACAAAACAAACAAGCAAAUAAAUUUGGGGGGGGGUGGGGGCACGGAAGGCCGAAACGACGGGGAAAUCACGCAUCUGGGUCUCUGAGGAAGUGUGAACACAGAAACGGAAGGUUACUAACAAAUAUACACAAGUUAAAAAGGGAAAAAAAAAAAAAAAAAUGUUAUCCACCCGCUGAAUCGCUAAUCACUUUUUUGAAGUGUUUGGCUUGGCACUGAAAUACGCUUUUAUACACCAAAAAAGCUGUUGUCGUGUGGUCUUUCAAACUGUUACACUAAUUCAGAGCGACGGUAAUUCGGGCAAGGGAACGGCCGGGGGCCUCGAACCCAGGUAAAGGGAUUUAGGGUAUUUGAUGGGGGUGUUGGAGACAUUGAGCUAGAGCUCGCAGUCACUUGGACAUAUAGAACUGCGUACUAAUUGUUAACUAGGGAAGCCCCUGCUUGAGGGAUUAUACCUGAAAGUAACUGUGUGUGUGUGUGUGUGUGUGUGUGUGUGUGUGUGUGUGUGUGUGUGUGUGUGUGUGUGUGUGUGUGUGUGUGUGCGUGCGCUGCUCCAAGGAUUUAUUUAACAGUUCCCACACAAUGGCUUUUGCAGUGCUAGUUGCGGGAGCUGCGGAUUGUAUAAGCAAUACAAAGUGGACUGUUUUUUUUUUUUUUUUGUUUUCGAGUGGGGUGUUUCUUUUACUUGGAGGGGGGUAGUUUAUUGCUUUUAUUUCCUCUUUGUGAGUGAGAGUGCACAUAUAUUGAUGGUGUAACAGCAUUAAAUUAUUUAUCCUAAGCGGACGACUGCUGUGUCUUUUCUCCUUUUUUGUGGACAAGUAAGAAAGCAGAAUGUCUGGAUGGGAGUGAUUUAUCUUGGGGGUGGGGGGGUCCUGCUGACUGCACUCUGGGCCGAGCUCCGUAAAGUGCCUUGAGAGCGUCCCGCACGCAUCCAUUAAGAAGCCCUUACUUAUCUGGCCACAGGGAUGAAAUCGCUGACGCAGACGCAGAACUUCUUUGCGGCGAGAGAAAAGCAAAGCCGACUGCGCCUCCGUUUCCAGGGUCAGCAGCAUCUUUACGCUCGCAACAUGCGGGGAGUU